CGCUUCCGUUACCUUCACUCGCCGUCUUGUCCGGGCAGCGCCGUCUGUAGGGGGCGCUGUGACGCCCCAAGGUUCUGCCCGUUUGGGCUCAACCAAAAACCUGGAGCACCGUCAUGUUUCAUUCCAGAAUGAUACACGUUUUACGUACGUGGUGAACACAUGUCCGCGCCGCUGAUCCAGUCCGGAACUUGCAAACUGCUCUACGGCGUUUAACUGUCGCCGUCUGUCGUCCGGGAGCAGAGGCGGGUAAAAAUACUGUAUCCUGAUGCGGCUUGAUGGAGGACUACGACAAGUUUGUGCGACACCGUCUUUCCCAGCUGAGUAAAAGCGAGGAGGAGCGACACAGCAAAGCUUCAACUGCAUCCUCUCUCAUCUGCUUUCAUGGACGAGCCAUUCUUCCUCCCCUGCUCUCGGAGGAGCAACGAGGAGAGAUGCAGCGACACAGAGAUGCAGCACAGAAAGCUGCUGACCAUAGGAUGCUGAAGAAUGAAACUAGAAUGGCGUACGUGCAAACUAUACUGCACAGCGUUCAGAUAAGGAAGACACCAACGCUGGAGGAGUUGCUUCGAGAGUCAGAGAUUGUCACAAGAUCUUCGCAGAAUAAUCUUUUUGAAGGAGAAGGGGAUAUUGUGUCGCUCUUGCCACCACCUGUAGAGAAUGGAAAAGAUGGUCUUACUCUUCCUUCAAUGACAUCAACCACCUAUUGUGCCUUCUUGACUUCUAAUGCAACGCCUUCUCAAAGUCAUAAUGGAUACAUUUUUGACCACCUCAAUGGGCAGAGCUCCCAACCAGGCUCAUUUAAUGGUGUGAGCUACCAGUCAGAGUCAUCAGGUUAUCUAACACAAAAGAAUGAUGGCAGCGUGAACCAUGACUUUUUCCUUCACAACACCUCCAACACAAUUGCUAAAAUGCCAGAUAUUAUUAGUUACCCUCCCAUAGAUGGACAGGAAUUAGAAAGGACCGGACUGGAGUCAUCCUUUUCUAACUCCAUAAAAGUGCAAGACAUUGGUUGCACUCUAUUAAAGAAAGAUUCAGUCAUUUGGGACAAUUUCCUGUCAGAAAACAUAGAAGAUAAUUACCUGGAUUGCACAGGGGGUGAAAAAACUCCUCCCUUAACAGUUGUACUUGACCUUGACAGAAAUCACAGUUUUGAUAAAUGUGGAGCCAUAGAAGUAUCAGACAACAGUCCCGAGUUAACCUCAACAUUAGGCAGUCAUCAUUGCCCCCAGACAGUACGGCAUGUUCAGAAUGAAAGCAAUGAAACCAAACCAGCAGAUGGGCGUAUAGAAGAGGCUGAGCCAUCUGAGGAGCCUUACCGCCUAAGCCUGCAGGCCUUGCUGACAAAGUCUCAGGAAUAUCGGCGGCGCCAGCGGAUGCUUAGGAACCAGGCCAAAAACACUAAAAUUCAGGAGAAGAACCAAGAACUAGAGAGAGCAAAGGCAGAAGAGCAGAGCCACUCAGAUAAGGAGAAUGACGAGUUCCCAUUCAAGGGGCCUGUGACUGUAGAAGAGAUGCAAUGUAAAGACAGGAGAUGCUCCUCUAGGCCAACUACAGAAAUAUCAACAAAGAACUCUUUGGUAAUAGAGAGGAUGAAUGACAGUGAGGUUGUUGGCAAAAACAUGAAUAUAAAAUCUGAAAGCACAUAUUCAGCAGGCGAUGAGAAAACCAGUGAAGUGCCUAGUGUGGAGGAAGAAGUCGUCUUCAAUAAUAAGCUCAACAGUUCACGAGAAGUCAUAGCAGGGCCUAAAAUAUUUAGUGCCCUCCUCCAGCAAACGCCCAUAUCGAAAGACACCUCCCUGGUUCAAGAAGCUUUUUAUUUGACCAGCUCUCCCACUGCAUCAUACAAAGGUGCAAGGAAAUAUCAUAGCAUCCCUGUUCCUAACCUCUGUAGGAGCCCUGUUCACUACAAAAGCAGAGGCACUAGUAAGGAUCGAGAAGCUGCUGACAAAGCAAACAGAGAGAAAGCCUUGGGCGAAUCCGGUUUGAAGGAAGAUCACAAGAUUGAUGAAGAAAGUAGCCUGGGACAUCAAAACAUUCACACAGCACUUGCCUCCCCUGCCAGUGCCAUUGUUGGGAGUAGUGAAAUGAUUGGGAUGGAUUUAACCAUGAAUUCACAGCACAUAGAUCAGCUUGAAUCCAAUCUGUCCAGUCUGAAGGUAUUGAUUUCAGAUCUGGAGUCCACCGUGAAGAAAAAUUUGGAGACUCACAGCCAAACUGAGAACGACACGCAGAAUGAGUGUAGUUUUAAAGGCACUGAGCAAAUUAAAAACGAUCAACUUUUGCAGCAGAGUGCUUGUGGCUAUUUGGAGCAAAAGCUGAGUGAAGACGGUGAUGGUAUUUAUACUGAGUACAGACAGAAGCCAAGCAGAGAGUCGUCCAGCAAUUGCCAAAACACGCAUGACGACAAAGGACCAAGCUUGUGUGACACCGAUGAUUUACCUCUUAUAGUUCAGGGAAAAGGAUGCGAGAGAAUUAACAUUAGUGAGCUCAGGCUAGUCAAAGCCAUAACGUUGGACAGACAAAAGACCACAAAGACAGAAAAAGAAAAACUAAGCAAGACCUACAACUGUAAAAAGCAGCAGCCAGCUGCUAAAUGUCUCCUCUCCACAGCACAGCAGAUGCGCAUUCCAGAUGUUUUUCGAAAUGUUCCAUCUAAUCUUUCAGUGCUUUCUGAUACCAGUAACCAUAUAGUGGACAGGAGGAAUGACACAGCUGGAAAAGAUCACGAUUCUACCCACACAUCCUCCCUCAACCACUCGUACGAUGUGGAAACACCUUCUAACCUGUGGCUCCUGGAGCAGUCAGGGUCGGACUCCAAAGGUCUUGUAGCUCAAGAACAUCACCUGACCCCAAAGAGUGAAGGUGAAGGUCAGGGCAGCGUGUCCAAGGUCAAACGAAGACUUCUCCUGUGUGGGACACAGGACAGAAGUCCAGAUGCCAGUGGAGGAGCUAAUUCAGUGGUCAGAGCCAGCGUUCCCAGAGCUCCGGUCCAAGUAUGUGGAGGUCAUGGCAGUCAGAAAGACAGACAAGAUCAACUAAAACAGGUCCAUGCUGCUCAGAUUAAAGCCCUGCAAGAUGAACACAGGAGACAACAGCAAGAGCUGCUGCAGGCAUUAGCAGCGCGUUACAGUCUCCUCCAAAGCGUGUCCUUCCCCUGCUCCAUGUCGGCCUCACGUCUUGGGGACACACUGACCUUUCCUACCCUCUCGCAGCCCUCCAGCCCUGUCUCAGAUUGCUACCGCCCCCUGCUGGCAGCAGCUGUUAAGGGUUUUCUGACUCGGAGGCUGCUGAGGACUGAGAGAGUGGCACAGCUGGUGCGGACAGUCAGGGACACUCAUCAGUUCUUGCAGGCCUUUCAGCAGCAGAGCCUAAAUAGCAAACAGGACCUCUUACUGCAGGAGAGAGUUACUCUGCAGCUGCGUGCUGCACGUUAUGAGGUCUACGACAUAUUCUUCAACCUGUCAGCCAGAGAGAGGAUGCAGCUGAUCAGCUGGGACAGAGAACUGGCUAGAGAGAGGCAGCUCAGACGACAGAGUGGAAACACAGGCCUGCCCAAAGGAAGAGGUUCAUUGUCCACUGCAACGCAAAAAUCACUGGAGAGGAAAAGAGGAAUAAUGAUGGAGAAAAAGGCAGCAGAAAAGCACCGGGGAGUUGUAACGAGGACUGGACACAAGACUGGAUUCACUGCUGAGCAGCCACUGAAAACCAAACGAGGACAGUUCAGAGCAAAUCCUCAGAGGGUCUCCAAGAACUCUUACUCCACUAGACCCCGAUGACACUUUCUUAAUUGGCCCCAGUGAGGAAUCCUAAUAAGGCCUCUAGCGAUUACAUGAAUAUUGUAUAACUAAUCACUUGAGAGUUUCCAAAUCCUAAUUUGACACAAAGUGAUGGCUGUUGCUGACUAAUAUAUUAUUGUAUUUCAUAUUUCAGUGCUGUGGGAUUUUUUCCUCUCAGACCAGGCUAUGUAACAUUAUAGUCACUACAGUUCCACUCACAGAAAGUACAUUCACACUGAGUGAAUUUUAGUACUGGUCAUAGAACAUCAUUACAGCAGCUCUCUCUGCAACAGAAUUUUUUUUUUCAGUCCUUUCCACCAACUUCCGUGUGUUAACGUUAAAGGUGUUAGAUGGACAAAUGGCAAGUUGGUUAAAAGACUUGCGAUGCACCGAACCUAGAGGACAAUGCCAGGACUUCUGUUGGCAUCAUCUCGGCCCUCGGCCAGUGGUUUACAAUCUGAACAACCAUAGGAAUCUUGUGAGAUGAAAGCAAAAAGUAUAAUUCCACAGUAGCAGUUUUUGUUUUGAUACAUUUUCAUUGAAUUCAGUUUUCUUGUGUACUAUUGAUAGAGUGGGCCUUUUAAACCUUUUCCUGCUGUUCCGUGUCAGAAUAGCUGCUGUGAAAACGCUAGCAAUUAGUCAGCUGCGCUUUGGUGCGUCACUGUUUUUCCACCUGUUAAAUCUGCGUAGAAUAGAAUUCACACUGAAGUAUUAAUAUGCCUGGUUCCUUGCCACCUUAAGACAAUCUCUGGAUGCAUUAGCACAACUUUAAGCUUACUGUGAUAUUUAAAGUCAUUUUUGUUCACACCCAAAUGUUACUUUUCAGCUCCAGAACCUGGUGCUGUUGUUACUUGAACAGUGUUUAACUCCUCCAACGUUGCCUUAAAUAAUCCUAUAGUAUUGGGAUCACAGCCAAAACACUUUUUACCCUUAGUCGUGUUUAACCUGUUUUAUAUGUCUUUUUAUUUAUGUUCUUGAUAAUAAAUAUUCAACGCUGUGAA
Molecule: messenger RNA, 4777 nt
Organism: Betta splendens (Siamese fighting fish)
Lineage: Eukaryota; Metazoa; Chordata; Actinopteri; Anabantiformes; Osphronemidae
Gene: cp110
Exons: 12
Coding region: 276-3776 (1166 amino acids)
Biological process (GO): centrosome duplication; regulation of cytokinesis; centriole replication
Cellular component (GO): centriole
Source: RefSeq, a predicted model, not a curated record